Messenger RNA from Penicillium malachiteum, 1323 nucleotides. RefSeq names its product cyclin-dependent serine/threonine protein kinase SSN3 (gene ssn3). The record is from RefSeq and is a predicted model, not a curated record. Bases 1 to 1323 code for a protein of 440 amino acids. The transcript is spliced from 3 exons. Gene Ontology annotation, molecular function: RNA polymerase II CTD heptapeptide repeat kinase activity; cyclin-dependent protein serine/threonine kinase activity; ATP binding. Gene Ontology annotation, biological process: protein phosphorylation. Lineage: Eukaryota; Fungi; Ascomycota; Eurotiomycetes; Eurotiales; Aspergillaceae. Gene Ontology annotation, cellular component: nucleus; mediator complex.
AUGAGCCUGACAAACCCUCCUUCCUCCGGUUCGUUCUCUGCCCGAGCAAGGACGGUUGGUCAGAACUUGAAACGGAGCUUGCAGGCCACUGUCGACGAAGCUCUCGAUUCGGCACGGAGACCCGGCGGGUAUACGAGUAAAGUUCGUGUGCGAGAUCGAUAUCAUAUUGUCGGAUUCAUCAGCAGUGGAACAUAUGGACGGGUGUAUAAGGCGAUUGGCAAAAAUGGCCAAAAGGGGGAAUUCGCUAUCAAGAAGUUCAAGCCGGACAAGGAAGGAGAAUCGAUUCAAUAUACAGGUCUCUCACAAUCCGCCAUUCGAGAAAUGUCCCUCUGCACCGAACUAUCCCACGCCAAUGUUGUCCAAUUAGAGGAAAUCAUCCUAGAAGAUAAAUGUAUCUUCAUGGUCUUUGAAUAUACAGAGCACGACCUACUACAAAUCAUCCACCACCACACCCAACCGCAACGACAUGCCAUCUCAUCCCCCAUGGUCCGAUCUAUCCUUUUCCAACUCCUCAACGGCCUCCUAUAUCUACACACAAACUGGGUCCUACACCGUGACCUCAAACCGGCCAACAUUCUUGUUACAUCCAGCGGCGCAAUCCGAAUCGGCGAUCUGGGUCUCGCACGACUAUUCUACAAACCACUCAACUCCCUAUUCUCCGGCGACAAAGUCGUUGUCACAAUAUGGUACCGAGCUCCCGAACUUCUCCUCGGAAGCAGACACUACACACCCGCCGUCGACAUGUGGGCAGUAGGAUGUAUCUUCGCGGAACUACUCUCCCUCCGCCCAAUAUUCAAAGGUGAAGAAGCGAAAAUGGACAGCAAGAAGACUGUUCCAUUCCAACGAAACCAAAUGAUGAAAAUAGUUGAAAUCCUUGGUCUUCCCCGUAAAGAAACAUGGCCCGGCCUCGUAUCCAUGCCUGAAUACACUCAGCUCCAGUCUCUCGUGCUGCACCGACAACCAGCGCAUUACCACCGUGGACCAAAUCUCGAGGCAUGGUACCAGGGUUGUCUGAAGAAUGGUGGAUAUUCCGCUUCGUCGAGUAUCGGUACACCCGGUGCAGAUGGAUUCGAUCUGUUAUCUCGGAUGCUGGAGUAUGAUCCUACGAAACGGAUCACAGCUCAAGAGGCAUUGGAGCAUCCCUAUUUCUCAAAUGGAGGACCUAUCAGCGGGAACUGUUUCGAAGGGAUUGAGAGUAAAUAUCCUCAUCGUCGAGUUACGCAGGAUGAUAAUGAUAUUCGGACGGGAAGUCUACCUGGUACGAAACGGAGUGGAUUACCUGAUGAUUCGUUGAUGCGAGCUUCGAAGCGUUUGAAAGAAUGA